This is a messenger RNA of Exophiala xenobiotica, 2153 nucleotides long. RefSeq lists its product as uncharacterized. Bases 282 to 1877 code for a protein of 531 amino acids. The transcript is spliced from 2 exons. Gene Ontology annotation, molecular function: poly(A) binding. The record is from RefSeq and is a predicted model, not a curated record. Lineage: Eukaryota; Fungi; Ascomycota; Eurotiomycetes; Chaetothyriales; Herpotrichiellaceae. Gene Ontology annotation, biological process: regulation of mRNA stability. Gene Ontology annotation, cellular component: cytoplasm; nucleus.
GCCCGGUCCUCUACAUGUACCACUACCACUACCACUACAGCCGCAUUUUCUAACCUCACUACAUCAUCUCGAGUCCAUCCGCGCGGUUGACGCAGUUUUCACUUGCCCAGAGCCGCUGCAAAGCGACAAUUGCAACGCUCGCCAUCAUAUUGAUUUAGUCCCCAUCCAUUGUUUCCGCAAACAACAUCGGACGCGCGACCGUCGACCUCAUCCCUACCUGCCGAGCAAAUAUUGCAUUGUCACCCUCUCUACUCCCCCCAGCUGAUAUACUACUCGCCGCGAUGUCGUCCAUCGCUCUAGAGACUCCUUUGGCCGAGGCGCUGAGUAGCGCUGUGCAUUCCAAGAUCGUCGAAGAAGGCUGGACGCAAGAGGAUGACACGUCACUAGCAGAAUACAUAGUGCUGAUGCUAGCGAACGGCAAGACGCAAGAUCAGAUUGCAUCGGAACUCGCUGGCGAAUUAUUACAAGACGCGAAAGGGACUACAGAGUUUGCGCAGUGGUUGUUCGAGCAGGUUAACAUGCUCUCCAACGGCGCCACUGGUUCAGUACCAGCAGAGGCUGCACAGCCAUCGGAUCAAUUACCCCAAUCUAUCGCGCCAGAUCCAUCGGCUGAAAAUGGAACCUCUGCGAUCCCUGCAGCAUACGACCAAGAUAUGGCCGACAAUGCGCCAGAAAAUGCACCCCGUGGACCCAAAGGCUUACAUGGCGGGCGACCGGCUGGUCGAGGCGGACGGGGAGGAGCAGGCAACAAGGGUACUGAUUCAGUGCUACAUCGGACUCGAGGCAAUGAUCGGAUAAACACUCACUCUGUACGUGGGGUACCAAAAGGCCCUCGUAACAACCAAAACCGUGACGUCCGUCCUGGUAUGCAGAAGGCUUUAAACGGGAUGAACAUGUCCGGCCAACCGCAGGGAAUGCCAAACCCCAUGAUGAUGAACAAUGGACAACCCGGUCAAUCAAUGAUGACACCUCAGCAGCAGAUGGAAUUUAUGGCUAUGAUGGAACAACAGACACGCAUGCUCGCUCAGUUUACGGGAAUGAUGCCGGGUGCCGCUUUUGGUCAAGGGAUGAAUCAACAGAACGGCCAAAGUCGAUCACUGUUUGAUAGAGUCGAGCCUGGGCGUGGCCGUGGAGGAAGCCGAGGUCGAGGUCGUGGUGGCCAUCACCAGAACGGCCACAUCAAGGCUGGCGCCAAAGCCGGCGAUGGUGACGCCACAAUGGAAGGUGAUGGACAGCCUGUCGCUGCGGAAGGCUCGCCAACGGAAGGAGAGCAACAAGCUGAGGGCGAGAGAAAGCCACAAGAUCCAUCUAACACCAUGUGCCAUUUCAACCUCCGCUGCACCAACAAAGAUUGUGCUUAUGUCCAUCAGUCGCCUGCUGCUCCAGAAGGCACGGUGGUGGAUAUGUCCGACACGUGCACAUUCGGUGCUGCUUGCAAGAACACCAAAUGUGUGGCGAAGCAUCCUUCACCAGCUCAGAGAGGGGCUUUCCAGGCUCAGGAGACCUGCAAAUUCUUUCCGAACUGCACGAAGCCGAAUUGCCCUUUCAAGCAUCCGACUAUGCCGUUGUGUCGAUUUGGUGCCAACUGCAAAACUCCCAACUGCCAAUUUACACAUCUACAGAUCCCCUGCCGGUUCAAUCCUUGCACGAACCUGCGCUGCCCAUAUAAACAUGAGCCUGGCCAGCAGAAAGCUACCAGCUUGGCUGAUUAUACUUGGACUCCAGACAAACAAAAUCAGCAGGAUGGGGACAAGGAACAUGUUAGCGACAGAAAAUUCGUGGAUGAGCAUGCGGGAGACGAGGAACUUGUCAAGCCAGAGGGUGAUGCUCCAGAGGCAAAUGGUAACGCGGGUAUGAGGGAGGAGCUGAUCACUUAGGGAGGGGUCCCUGCUCCAUGGACAGAUCAGGUGGUUGAACUCAGGAAAAUGGGCUGCUGAUGCUAGAUUCAUCGGCAAAGCUGUACAGUAUGAGUAUGAAAGGGUAGGCAAUCCAGGUGGGAGCUGUAGUCAUGGCUAAGACACAGCUUGCUCUUGUAAUGGAAAUGCCCAUGAUAUCCAGUAGUGCAUUGAAUGCACAAAGAGGCGUUGCGGGCUCUUCAUUUGUACUAUGGGUAGAUUAAGAUGCCGUUGUGUCCUUACUGCAUUGUAUUGUCC